UUUUCUUGAACUUUGAUAAAAUGGCAUUUAGAGCAACCGGACACUGGAAGUCAAUGAUCACUCCACUGGGAAGGACUCACAGCCGCUCUUUUGCAUCAUCGACUACCCCAAAGUUGAAACAAUAUUCGACAACCGCAAACGCGGCUCACAAUCCUCGCCCUUACAACAAAUACUCAAUAUCAGGGGAAUAUGCACCGGUUUAUAUAGUGAUGGGAAUGCUUGUGGUGGCAAUUUCCAUCGCGGCUCACACAGCAAAGCAGCACUUAAUGCAUGCCCCUGGUGUGGUGAUCAGCAAGAAGAAGAGGGAAUCAAUAUCAGAGGCUGACCAUCCUGAUCAAGCUCUUGCUUCGGCGGAUAAGUUUCUGAACAAGUCUUUUCUGAGAAAAGUGGCUCACAUUCAGGACAACAAACGCACCCUUCCUGACCCUUCCCGCCCUGACCCAUUCACCAGGCCUCGAACUGCAGAGACGCUCAAAACGGUUGGAGUUGAUCCAAGCCACCAUUGAGUUUCUAAAAUCCUGCGUACACUAUAGAUAGACGUGGCUUCCUUUCUAUUUGGUAUUCGAGUCGCAUUGUAGAUACUAUAAAUAGAUCUCUUUUACAUGUUUUCAAUUUGUUAAUUUUGUUAGCUUAGAUUUGUUGAUUCCAGCCUUUUUUUCCCUAUUUAAAUGUCCAUGCUAAACUAUCAA
Theobroma cacao (cacao) is the source of this 689-nucleotide messenger RNA. RefSeq lists its product as uncharacterized. The record is from RefSeq and is a predicted model, not a curated record. Lineage: Eukaryota; Viridiplantae; Streptophyta; Magnoliopsida; Malvales; Malvaceae.